AUGUCCCGAUCCGCCGCGGACGCAACGCGGUUCACGGCCACAGGGCCAUACGCCAGCUCCAAGCCUUAUGACCUGUCAAAUUCAGCCCAGCCAAAGAAUCCGCUGUCAAAAGCUCGUGUGCAGAUGGGGCCUGAUGGCAAGCCUGAGACGCCGAAGCAGAAGGUGGAACGACUGCGGGCGCAGGCCCGAGCUGCCCGGGCUGCCCAGGCUUCGUCUGGAGCCGACCGAUGGAUUGAAACCGGUCGGAGAUUUGCUAAUAAGGCGCACAAGGGUGUGGUCUACUCAUUGAUUGCUGCUUCGGGUGUCUGCGGUAUCCUCACAGUGUACUCCCUUGUCUCCCUGACACUCUACAACCGACGCCAACGGGCGGUGUUCAUCGAGCGAGAGAAGGAUAUGCUCAACCAAGCACGCAUUGCACAGGCUAAUGGCUCCGCGACCGAAGAGCAGCUUGAGCUGGUUAAGCAGGUGGAGAUUGCAGAGAUUAUGAAGCGGAAGCGCGAGGAAGAGAAGGCGAAUCGUCCAUGGGCCAAGGCAAAGCGAUUUUUGUUUGAGAGGGCCAAUGCCGAAGAUACCGCCGCUGCAGCAACUGCUACUGCCGCAUCAUCAGAAGUGGCGGAUGGCUCAGAGUCGGUCAGCGUGACUGAUGCCGUAAAUGCCAAGAAGGCCUUUGACGUUGCGUCCGCUAAGACUGGCGCUCCAGUGCCUGGACAGCUCGACGUAAUGGGUGAGAACGCGGAGCGGGCUGCGAAGGAGGCGACACGGAGCUGGAUGAGCUGGCUGACUGGACGGUAA
Molecule: messenger RNA, 792 nt
Organism: Penicillium chermesinum
Lineage: Eukaryota; Fungi; Ascomycota; Eurotiomycetes; Eurotiales; Aspergillaceae
Product: cytochrome c oxidase assembly protein COX14
Exons: 2
Coding region: 1-792 (263 amino acids)
Source: RefSeq, a predicted model, not a curated record